Messenger RNA from Plasmodium cynomolgi strain B, 613 nucleotides. RefSeq lists its product as hypothetical. The record is from RefSeq and is a predicted model, not a curated record. The transcript has 5 exons. Lineage: Eukaryota; Apicomplexa; Aconoidasida; Haemosporida; Plasmodiidae. The coding region runs from base 13 to 411 and encodes 132 amino acids.
UUCCACGAGAAAAUGAAUGUCGAUAUAGCCUUUGACGGGAAUGAGUACACACACAGUGGGUACUCGAAGAAUUCCCUCAUAGAGGACAAAAAUUACACCCUGGAGUAUGAGAAGUACGUCCAUUUUGCCUUCUUUACUUGUUACUACAUUUCGCAUAUAAAGGGUGCAAAAUGCACAGACACGGAGGUUUUGGCCUGGUAUUUAAAAAAGUUUGAGCAUGUGGUCAUUAAUUCCACAAAAAAGGUAAAAAGAACAUAUUUUAAUUUAAUAAACAAUCUAAUUCAGGAUAAAUGUGUGAAGGCCAAGCUAGAAAACAAUAAGAGAUAUUUGACCCACAAUGAGCAUUUCAUUUUGUGGGCGUGGAAGCGGCGAGCUCUCAAAUUCGACCGGGAUCAGUUCAACAAAUUUUAGGCACAGCUGAGGGGUGAUUCGUCAGGAGAGUGAGUUUGGCACGGCGUUCCUCCGUCUUCCGCAUUCUUCGUCUCGCCGUUUAACCAAUUUUUUUUGCUCAUUUUUUACUCCCGUGCGUCGAAUAAAUUUAUCACUAUUUUUUUGGUAACGUUUUUUUUUUUUUUCUCAACUCCGAUUUUGAAAUGGUAUAGUUGGAUGCUGU